Molecule: messenger RNA, 321 nt
Organism: Eutrema salsugineum
Lineage: Eukaryota; Viridiplantae; Streptophyta; Magnoliopsida; Brassicales; Brassicaceae
Product: putative F-box protein At4g22180
Exons: 2
Coding region: 1-321 (106 amino acids)
Molecular function (GO): protein binding
Source: RefSeq, a predicted model, not a curated record
AUGGAGAAGAAGCUAAACCCUAAUCCUCAUGAGCGUGUCAGACAAGAUGUGUCCAAUUCCUGGUUGGAGCUUCCUCAAGAUCUCGUGAAUUCGGUUUUCGAACGUCUUAGCUUUGCUGAUUUCCAACGAGCUAAGUCUGUCUGUUCGUCUUGGCACUCUGCCUCGAGACAACAGAGUGUUUGUAAGGCAACCUAUGGAAGUUGGCAUUUGAUGCAAGAUCCUUGUUAUAAUCUCUACAUUGUGAAUCUGUUUUUCCACGAGAGUAUCAACCUACCUCCUAUGGAAUCACAACUUGGAAUGACAAAGAUUGAGCGAACCUAA